ACACACACACACCCUAGCGAUAUGUGGUAUUGCAUAGUUACAGUGGCAUUUGGUGUCAUGGUUUAUGGUCCAGAAAGUGAAAUUUCGAUACGUGUGACUUUCUUUACAUUGUACAUUUGACUUGUUGCCUAUAAAUACUGAGUAUUAACACUUCAGAAGAUGCAGAUAGUAAAGUGUAGAGCACUUCACACUCUUAUUAGGAGUAACAGUCUGCUGUACAGGAAAGUAGAGUGUGUAUACUGGGAAUACAAUGUUUCUACGUUUGGUGCACCUUUGUGUCAUUGUGACUCUGUGCAGUGUGAGCUCUGGCUUCAGCUGUCGAUGGAUCAAUCCUAAAUUCAAGCAGCAUCAUGGGGAAUGUUUAGCACUGCUUAGAGAAAUGGGAGAGGAAAUCAGCGUCAACUCCUCCAUCCCAGAUAACUGGCGUCACUGGUUCUUUAACCAAAGCCAUUCUCAGCCAGAGAAACAGAUCUGGUUCAUCGUUCAGACUCUGGACGAGGUCUCUCGUUUAUUGGAAGAUUCAGACUCUGUCUCCUGGAACAAGGACAAGCUGGACACUUUCUUACAUAUGCUGGAUCUGCAGGCUAACGGACUACGCUCAUGUCUCGAGCACAAAAUGAAAAAGAACAAAAGAUUGCCGUUAUACUUCAAACGACUAAGAGACCUCACCAAGAACGACAAGCAGGAGAAGAACGAGGCCUGGGAGUGGAUCAGAAAAGAGCUGCUUCAACUCUUCGUGCUGUUCGACUUUUUCCCUGCUCUCUCUGUGAAUCGUGCUGCAAACGACAUUCAGUAAUCAGUUGAAGUUGUGCAGUGGUCACCAGAAGGUUGUGAGUUCAAACCUCAGAACUGCCAGAGAAAAGCUGUUGGUUUUAGUAAAAGACUCUAAACCUACAACUGCUCAGAUUUUGCUAGAAUUAGAUUUUCCUUCACUUGUCAGUGCUUUGGAUCAAAAUGCAGUUAAACAGUUCAGUUUGUAUUAAUCUUUCAGUGUUGCUCUAUUCAACAUCAUAGAAAGCUAAAUUAGCAAUGUAUUUCAGUUACA
This is a messenger RNA of Ictalurus punctatus (channel catfish), 1045 nucleotides long. Its product is annotated as interferon a3. NCBI's taxonomy places the organism in Eukaryota, Metazoa, Chordata, Actinopteri, Siluriformes, Ictaluridae. The transcript has 5 exons. The record is from RefSeq and is a predicted model, not a curated record. The coding region runs from base 251 to 796 and encodes 181 amino acids. Gene Ontology annotation, molecular function: cytokine receptor binding. Gene Ontology annotation, biological process: defense response; response to exogenous dsRNA. Gene Ontology annotation, cellular component: extracellular region.